AUGAAUUUAAUAUUAAGUUAUAAAAAAAUUAAAAGUUACUUCACAGCUUUUAAAAUGCGUGAGAUUGCAUUAGGUGUGACAUUGGCCAUGGUAAACAUUUUUAGUUUACACUACGAUGGCAAAAUUGUAAGGGUGAAAAGGAAUCGCUUAAAUCAUCAUCAACGCAUACUUCGAAAAUUACUAGUUUACUUAACCAUGUUAAAUAAUUUGUGUGUUCUAAUUACUUCCUGUUUAAUAUAUAUUUUUCGCAAACUCUUUCCAAAAUUGGUGCUGCUUUUAAAUGAAUAUGGAUUUAUCACUAAAUUAGAAUACGUCUCGAAUUUAUCACACACGUUUAAUACAAUAAAAUAUUUAACUACAUUCUAUGCGUUGAUACACUGGCAGUAUAAUAAGAACAAAAAAAUUAUAAUAACACUUUUAAAUGAUAUGUUAAAAAUGAGCAGAAAAUUAGACAAACACAUAGCUAUCGAUUUAAAUAAGUUGCCGCCACACUGUAAUUUCCUCUUUCAUUUGCAAUUUCUUUUGAUUAUUGGGAAUUUACUAAACAAUAUGUGUAUGCUUUUUAAAGUUGAGGACUUGCUCACUGUUUUGAUGGGCAUCAUCAACGAUUCUUACUAUGCAACGCUCUACGUUAUGUAUCAAAUUGUGCUGCUAAUUCAAUGGAAUAUCCAUGAGAAUGUUAAUGCAAAUUUCGAGAAACGCAUCGAAUGUAAUGCAAUUAAAAACAAAGACGUAUUGAAGUUCAUUGCAUUGCUGAAACAUUUAAAAAAUCUACAAAAUAAUUUCGCCAAAAACUUUGUGUGGCUUCCAUCUGUGGUUGUUUUCAAGGCUUUCUUUACAAUUACCGAAACCUCGUUUCUUUGGAAUUAUAUAAGACAACAUAAUAGUUUGGCUGGCACUCGAUUAAUUUGGUUACAUAGUAGCGCCGCAUUAUGUUGGCUGGAUGUAUUCCUAUUGGUUUUUAUGCUAAGUGAAUUGCGUCGAUUGGACCAUUACACACAACAACUUUUAUUGAAAGUGACUGCACUGCAAUACGGUCGCAGAGACACAUUUAAAGAGCUCAAAAUGUUUUUAUCGACUUCUCAUUUGAAGCCUUAUACUUUUCAUCUAAAUCCAUUUCUACAACGUAUGAGUAACCUUCUUUCCUGGUCUAUUUUUUGGCCUUUUGCUUUCGGACUCUUUAUAACGCGAAUAAACCCAUUCAAUUUCAGUUUUCUGCGCAGUUUAAGUCAAUAAAUUAGAAUAAGAAAUUAAUAGAUGUUUUCUCACCUGUAUA
Zeugodacus cucurbitae (melon fly) is the source of this 1276-nucleotide messenger RNA. RefSeq lists its product as uncharacterized. The record is from RefSeq and is a predicted model, not a curated record. Bases 1 to 1236 code for a protein of 411 amino acids. NCBI's taxonomy places the organism in Eukaryota, Metazoa, Arthropoda, Insecta, Diptera, Tephritidae. The transcript has 2 exons.